Messenger RNA from Ostreobium quekettii, 684 nucleotides. The record is from the annotation of a GenBank genome assembly. NCBI's taxonomy places the organism in Eukaryota, Viridiplantae, Chlorophyta, Ulvophyceae, Bryopsidales, Ostreobiaceae.
AUGAAAGCCCAGGCUGUCGGCGCCCGCAGUCUCACACGGGCGGCCAGCAACCCCAUUGCCCUCAGAAGCACGGCGACGGAGGCAGCUUUUGGGGGCGGAUUUGGCAUGCAGGCGAGGCGGGGAGGCGUCCCAGGGGGGGUGCCCCAGGCCGGCGGGGGGCCGGUGUUCUUUCUACUGGAGUCCACGUCGCCAAUGCCGUCCUACGACCUGAUGGCGAACCGCGAGUUGGCCGAGAGGGCCGUGGCGGGGGGAGCCGUGGCGCGUCCGCCGGCGCCCCUGGAGAGGACGGUCUUGAGAUCGGAGGCGCCGCAGCGAGAGAGAUCGGUGUCGCUGGGGCGCAGCGACUCGGACCUAGGCAGCGCAUCCGAGGGCCAGCGGGGGCGGUCCAGCGCGGGCCGCCCAGCGGCGGAGGUCGCCCAGAGCGGCGCCAGCGCGGCGAUGGACGCGGACUCCCUGCGGCGGGAGAAGAACCGCGUGCAGCAGAUGAAGUUCAGGGCCAAGAAGAAGCGCCGGGCGCAGGAGCUGGAGAGCUACGUCGUGGAGCUGCAAGAAAAGGCCCAACAUCUGAUAGUGAGGAACGCCGAGCUGGAGAGAGAGAACAACAUCUUGUGGGCUCAUGUCGAGCACCUCGGGGGUCCGGCGAGGCCGGCAGCCCUCGAGAAGAUGACUUGGAUCACGAAGUGA